Messenger RNA from Anoplopoma fimbria (sablefish), 615 nucleotides. RefSeq names its product sclerostin domain-containing protein 1-like. Gene Ontology annotation, molecular function: BMP binding. The transcript has 2 exons. Gene Ontology annotation, biological process: negative regulation of Wnt signaling pathway; negative regulation of BMP signaling pathway. The record is from RefSeq and is a predicted model, not a curated record. Lineage: Eukaryota; Metazoa; Chordata; Actinopteri; Perciformes; Anoplopomatidae. The coding region runs from base 1 to 615 and encodes 204 amino acids.
AUGCCCCGUCGUGCCAGCGCACUCCAGCUCCUCGCGCUCCUGCUGCUGCUGAGCAGGAGUAGCUCAGCUGUGCAGAACGACGCCACUGAGUCAGACAGCAUUCAGCUGGUCCACGAUACUGAAGACGAGUUGGUUAAUGAAGAUACGAACCAGGCGAGGAACGGCGGGAGACAGCUGGCUGACGCUGUGCGUAAUGGCCCAGACCAGAGCCAGGUGGGCUGCAGGGAGCUGAGGUCCACAAAGUACAUCUCUGAUGGCCAGUGCACCAGCGUCAACCCCAUCAAGGAGCUAGUGUGUGCUGGGGAGUGUCUGCCGGCCCACCUGCUGCCCAACUGGAUUGGGGGUGGGGGUUACACUGGGAGGUACUGGAGCCGCCGCGACACCCAGGAGUGGCGUUGCGUCAUUGACAGGACCAGGACUCAGCGGAUCCGUCUGCAGUGCCAGGAUGGCAACUCCAGGACCUACAAGAUAACUGUGGUGACCUCCUGCAAGUGCAAGCGCUACUCCAGAGAGCAGAAUGACUCUGGACACAAGGAUACACCUGUCCACAGUGGAAAACAGAGGAAAAAGGCUGGACUGCCUGAGGAGAGAGACAGGGGACAGUCUGACAACUAA